AAUUACAUCUCAUGUCACUAUUUACAGGCUGUGGUGGUGGAAUUUAGAGUUUCAAUGCAUUGUAAUGCAUGUGAAAGAACGGUUGCCAAAGCCAUCUCCAAAAUAAAAGGGGUGGAGAAGUUUACGACUGAAAUGAAGAAACACAAGGUGGUAGUGACGGGUCGGAUAAAUCCACAGAAGUUUGUGAAGAAACUGAAGAAGAAGACGGGGAAGAGAGUGGAAAUUGUGGGCGAUAAAAAUGAAUCAAAAGGUGAGGGCAAGGAGAAGGAUUUAUCAUUGGCCACAGAUCCAUUGCUAAUCGAUUGUUGGGGGGACAGUGAAGUACUGUAUACCAUGUUUAGUGACGAGAAUGCAAACGCAUGUUCCAUUAUGUAGGCAACAAAUUUCUCUAGGCCAAAGUUCAAUUUUUGAAUGUCCUACGUUAAUUGAUUGUAAUAGAAAGCAGAUUAAUUGAAUACAUUCAUGCAACUGAUCGAAUUAUCAAAUUUAUACAAACACAA
Messenger RNA from Cornus florida, 500 nucleotides. Its product is annotated as heavy metal-associated isoprenylated plant protein 19-like. The record is from RefSeq and is a predicted model, not a curated record. Lineage: Eukaryota; Viridiplantae; Streptophyta; Magnoliopsida; Cornales; Cornaceae. The transcript is spliced from 2 exons. The annotation marks the transcript as partial. Gene Ontology annotation, molecular function: metal ion binding.